AUGCUGGCCGAGUAUUCUCGAGUGGUGCGGGCGCUGCGGCACCUGUUUCGGCUUUUCAUGAUGGAUGGAGCUAAGAGUAAGCAACAGCUCAGCAUUCGGCGAACGACAUUGCUUGCGUCACUGAGCCGAGCCCAGCAGUUUCUACAGGGGUACGUGGCCGACCGCGAUGCUCUGCAAGUGGCCAUUCGGUUGGAGAAUUUAGAAGUUUUAUGGCAAGGUCUGGAGGAUACUCAAACGGCUCUGGAGGAGAUGGAAACAGAUAACGAAGCGAUGGCAGCUGUCAAAGGGGAGGCAUCUCAGGUAAUCGAGUCGAUACCCAUCAGCGCAGCCAACUAUCCUCUUGCCUGGGACGCCUUGGUAGCUCGAUAUUCCAACGAGUACUUGUUAAAAAAACGACACAUGCAAGCGCUACUAGAAAUACCACGGAUGAGGGAAGAAUCUGCUGUCGCUUUGCACGGACUCGUGGACGACUUUGAAAGGCAUAUAAAGGUGCUAAAGCAAUUGGGAGAGCCUACGGAUGCCUGGAGUACAAUUUUGGAACACUUGCUCUGCACAAGACUACAUCAUGAGACUCUCAAUAUGUGGGAAGAUCACGCUUCUACUCUGGAAGAGCCUUCUUACCCAAAACUGGUCGAAUUCCUACAGCGUCGCAUGCGGGUGUUAGAAUCGAUUUCGGUAAAUCGCGAUUCUGCGCAAUCCGUUUUAACACCAUCCAUUUCUGGAUCUUCAGGAGUCAGUCAACGAUACAAGCGUCCAACUGAGUUACUGCUGUCUACACAUGCGAAUCGAGGCUAUAGCAACACGGGUGGAAAUUCACAGCAGUCAGCACAAAUAAACGUGGCAACGUCAACUAUCGAGCAUUUCACACCGCAAUCAAUCGCGGCUAUCAACGAAAUUCAAGGGUCGAAAAUUCUCGCGCACGCAGCACGAAAUGAGAAUGUGUUUAUGCUCACUGUAGUUCUAAUCAUCGUUGAUGCCUACGGUCAAAAUCAUUUUGCUAGAGCCUUGUUAGACUGCGCAUCACAGCCCAACAUAAUCAGCGAACGAAUGGCUCAAAUUCUCCGGCUUAAGCGAAAUAAGGUGAACGUUCAGCUUCAUGGUCCAGGUGGUAUCGCUGUUCGUUCCACCGACUCAGUGUUCACCCAAAUUCACUCUAGGAAAGAAAACUUUUCGCGUGACGUAGAGUUCUUGAUCCUACCGCGAGUAACAGCUGAUAUGCCUGCGAGCGAUAUUUCGAUUGAUAACUGGAGCAUCCCCAAGGACCUUUUCCUGGCAGAUCCAAACUUUAACAAGCGAGCAGAAGUUGAUAUGAUAAUCGGCCUUUCACAUUUCUUUGCUUGCUUUAAAACUGCUGCACGCGUGCAUUUGGCACAAGAUUUGCCCGAGUUAGUCGACAGUGUCUUCGGUUGGAUUGUCGCAGGCUCAGAAAACUUAGAGCGCUUCUGGAAAAUAGAGGAACUUCCCCCGCACUCGGAUUAUUCUGUCGAAGAACGCCAAUGUGAGACUAUCUACGCAUCAACCGUCACAAGGGACAGUACUGGCCGAUAUACUGUGCGCCUACCACGCCAUCCGGACUUUGAUGCCAGGGUAGGGAACUCCAAACUGGCGGCGCUUCGAAGAUUCAAACUUCUAGAGCAAAGGCUCGAUCGAAAUCCCACACUGAAGAAAGAGUAUCACGACUUCAUGAAAGAAUACCUCACUCUCGGCCAUAUGUGCCAAACCCCCAAGGACGAUGAGCAAAAUUUCAAAGGUUACUACCUUCCUCAUCAUCCCGUGCUGAAAGAGUCCAGUACUACAACGAAAGUCCGCGUAGUAUUCGACGCAUCCGCUAAAACUUCGACCGGUUUUUCCUUGAAUGACUCACUUUAUGUUGGACCAGUUGUCCAGGACGACCUCCUGUCGAUAAUUUUGCGAUUCCGCACGUACCUGGUAGCUGUGGUUGCGGACAUUGAAAAAAUGUAUCGCCAGGUCUCAGUGCAUCCUUCUGAUGUCCCAUACCAACGAAUAUUGUGGCGAUUCAAUGAAGCAGACCCAAUUCAAACUUAUGAUUUGUUAACCGUUACAUAUGGACUUGCACCAUCGUCCUUUCUAGCCACACGCACCUUGCAGCAGUUAGCCGACGACGAAGGCGUGGCUUAUCCCAUCGCAGAGCCAAUUCUACGCAAAGGGUUCUACGUAGACGACUGUUUAGGCGGUGAACAAUCGGUUGAAAAGGCAAUUCAGCUGCGUGACGAAUUAAUCGAGCUACUUCAGAAAGGUGGAUUCAGUCUGCGAAAAUUCACAUCCAACAAAUUAGAAGUUCUACAUGGCCUGUCCCCAGAGCAAGUAGGCACACAAUCAUCUCUUACUUUCACCUCCCAAGAAACGGUCAAAACAUUAGGAGUAGGCUGGGAACCUGAACACGACAUGCUUCGUUUCGAUUCCAACGUAAAGCACCCCGAGGAUGUUGCAACCAAAAGGUCGAUUUUAUCGUCCAUUUCGCAGCUCUUCGAUCCGCUUGGACUAAUAGCACCAGUUGUGAUACGUGGGAAGCUGCUUAUGCAAGAGUUGUGGUUGAUGCAAAGUGAAUGGGAUCAACCAGUUCCAACGAUUAUCAAAGAGAAAUGGUACGCGUACUAUAAGGAUCUUCCUAAAAUUGCCGAAUUUCGCACCGAACGCUAUGCUUUCUUGCCGAAUGCUUCAGUUAAACUGCACGUGUUUUGUGAUGCUUCAGAAGCAGCCUUUGGAGCAUGUGUCUACGCACGGUCAGCCGAUACCAAAGGAAACAUAAGAGUAGAGCUACUUGCAUCUAAGUCUCGGGUCGCCCCCUUGAAAAGAAUUACUCUGCCUAGACUUGAACUUUGCGCUGCUGUCAUUGGCGCCCAGCUACAUGCGCAUGUGGUGAAUGCUCUUCAAAUCGAAAUUAGCGAAUCUCGAUUUUGGUCAGAUUCGACGGUGGUACUCCAGUGGUUACAGUCUCCACCAAACACAUGGAAGACGUUCGUUGCCAAUAGGGUUUCUGAAAUACAAUCCAGCACUCACGGCGCACGAUGGAGUCACAUUUCCGGUAAGGAAAAUCCGGCAGAUUUGAUAUCCCGAGGAAUGAGAAUGGACGAUUUCCUUUCAAGCGAUUUAUGGAAACAUGGCCCACACUGGCUUCUUCAAGCAGAGAAUGAAUGGCCUGCUCCGACAAUGCUCCCGGCGUUAACCGACAACGUAGAGGUUAAAAAAGUUUUCGUCGCCGUGAUUCAUAACAAACCGGGGGUUAAUCCAAUGUUUACCCGCUAUUCGUCGCUUGAUAAAUUGAUUCGCGUAACUGCGCACUGUCUUCGAUUUGUCGGUAACAUGCGCUCUAAAACUCGCACGCAUCCUAGCGUUACGACUGAUUUUCUCCCCGGCAAGUGUUUAUCGGCAAAACAAAUAUCGGAUACCCAAUCACACUUAGUACAACUUGCUCAAGCGGAUGCAUUCCAUGAUGAGCUGAAAGACCUAAAAAGAGGAAAUAAUGUGUCAAAACAUUCAUCGGUUCGAUUACUUAGCCCUUUCAUAGACCAGAGGGGAACACUCAGAGUGGGGGGUAGGUUGAGAUUAUCUGACGAAUCCUUUCACGCAAAACAUCCUGCUCUAUUGCCAAGCUAUCAUCCAUUUACCCGAUUACUUCUCACAUCCUACCAUCUCAAGUUGCUUCAUGGUGGUGGCCAACUCACUCUAGCCACUGUGCAUGAAGAAUACUGGCCCCUAAAUGGAAGGCGGAUGAUGCGAAGCAUUAUACGAUCAUGUGUUAAAUGUGUCAGAGCAGAUCCAGUUCCAAUCCAACAGCGUAUUGGUCAAUUGCCCGUACCCCGAAUCACUGCAAGCAGACCUUUCACCGUUACUGGCGUUGACUACGCUGGACCAGUUUACCUACGAGCACCGCAUAAACGAGCCGCGCCACCAAAAGCAUAUAUUAGCGUUUUUGUAUGUUUUUCAACGAAGGCGGUGCACCUAGAACUCGUCUCCGAUCUAACAACCGCCGCCUUUCUAGCCGCUUUUCGGAGAUUCACUUCUCGUCGCGGUUUACCCACCCACGUUCACUCCGAUAAUGGAAAGAAUUUUCAAGGAGCAAAAAACGAACUACAGGAGUUAUAUCAACUGCUAUCAAAUGAGAACGAAAUUUGCAAAAUCCAAUCCAAGCUUGCCAGUGAUGGAAUUACUUGGCACAUGAACCCACCAAAGGCUCCACACUUCGGGGGUCUUUGGGAAGCAGCAGUAAAGGUAGCCAAGAAACACCUUCACCGCCAAUUGGGCAACGCGAGACUUUCAUUCGAGGAUAUGUGCACGGUGCUGGCGCAAAUCGAGGCCAGCAUGAACUCCCGUCCGUUGACACCAUUAACAGAGGAUCCAAACGAUCUUAACUCGCUCACUCCGGGGCACUUUCUCAUCGGAAACGCGAUACACUCAAUGCCAAAUCCGGAUGUCCGAUGCAUCCCAACUAAUCGCCUCGACCAUUAUCAGCGAAUGCAAUUGCUGCAUCAACAAUUUUGGCAUAGGUGGCGAACGGAAUAUCUGCAGGAACUGCAACGCGAGACGAGCGUUCGUUCAGCAAACACGAACAUUAAACCCGGACAGCUGGUAGUCAUCCUCGACGAAUUCCUCGCGCCGCUAAAAUGGCCGCUGGCGCGCAUCAUCAGUAUACAUCCUGGCCCCGACGAUCUCGCUCGUGUAGUUACUUUGCGAACUGCUAAAGGCGUCAUUCAACGACCGGUAGUAAAAAUCUGCUUGCUACCAACACAGCAUGAUGAAACAGCGUCUGCAGACACAUCCACAACAAAGGAAAACAUCCCACAACCAGUCCCAACAGAUGAUGAUCCGGAUCACAGCACUGCGGAAGAAAAUUUAUAUAGUCAUUAA
Molecule: messenger RNA, 4869 nt
Organism: Topomyia yanbarensis
Lineage: Eukaryota; Metazoa; Arthropoda; Insecta; Diptera; Culicidae
Exons: 5
Coding region: 1-4869 (1622 amino acids)
Biological process (GO): DNA integration
Molecular function (GO): nucleic acid binding
Source: RefSeq, a predicted model, not a curated record